Messenger RNA from Aspergillus steynii IBT 23096, 1577 nucleotides. Its product is annotated as trehalose-6-phosphate synthase. Gene Ontology annotation, cellular component: alpha,alpha-trehalose-phosphate synthase complex (UDP-forming); cytosol. The transcript has 5 exons. Gene Ontology annotation, molecular function: catalytic activity. NCBI's taxonomy places the organism in Eukaryota, Fungi, Ascomycota, Eurotiomycetes, Eurotiales, Aspergillaceae. The record is from RefSeq and is a predicted model, not a curated record. The coding region runs from base 1 to 1437 and encodes 478 amino acids. Gene Ontology annotation, biological process: trehalose biosynthetic process; cellular response to heat.
AUGCCUCCUAGCGUUUCGGUGACAAAGAAGAACAUGAUCGUCGUGUCCAACCGACUUCCGCUCUCGAUCAAACGAGUGGAUGACGGGUUUGAAUCCAACCUCUCGGGCGGAGGACUGGUAACCUCCUUGUCCGGACUGACCAAGUCAACGUCUUUUCGCUGGUUUGGCUGGCCGGGAAUUGAGGUAAAAGACGAGAAUGAGCAAGAGAAGGUGUUGAAAAGCCUGAGUGAGCAUAAUGCCGUGCCUAUAUUCAUUGACGAACAAUUGGCGCACGAUCAUUAUAAUGGCUUCUCGAAUUCUUCCCUUUGGCCUAUUCUCCACUACCAGUCGGGCGUGGACUUUGACGACGGCACCUGGCAAGCCUACAAGCGCGUCAAUGAAAUCUUUGCCGAUAUCAUCGCCGAGGAAGCAACUGAGGACAAUAUGAUUUGGGUUCAUGAUUACCACUUAAUGCUGCUGCCUUCGCUUCUUCGCGAACGAUUGGAGAAGAAAGGCAAGACCUUUGCAAUUGGCUACUCUUUGCAUACACCUUUCCCCGCGGAGGACGUCUGGAAGACGCUUCCUGUGCGGAAUGAGCUCGUUGAGGGAGUUCUUGCGAGCGAUCUUAUCGGCUUUCACACCGACGAGUAUAAACGUAACUUUGUCGCUUGUGCCCAGACAGUCGGAGCAUCCACUGAAACAGAAGGCGAAAUUCAAUACAAAGACCGGACAAUAAUGGCCGACAAGUUCAUAGUAGGAAUUGAUCCGCAGAAGUUCAGCGACGCUUUGCAGGACUCAGAUGUCAGAAACCGGAUUCAGGAGCUACAAGAAAGAUACAAAGGCGUCAAGGUCAUUUUAGGCGUCGACCGAUUGGAUUAUAUCAAGGGCUUGACGCCGAAACUGAAAGGCUACGACUACUUCCUGGACAACCACCCCGAGCUGAGCAACAAAGUAGUCUUGAUCCAGGUGGCAGUGCCCAGCCGGGAGGAUGUCAAGGAGUACCAAGAAUUAGAGACGGAAAUCAGCACGAUAGUCGGAAAGAUAACCGGGAAACACGCCACUGCCGACGGAACUCCGCUCAUCUACAUCCACCGCUCGGUUUCCUUCACGGAACUGACGGCGUUGUACUCGUUGGCCGAUGCCUGCCUACUGACUUCCACGCGCGAUGGCAUGAAUCUCGUCUCCUUUGAGUAUAUCGCAUGCCAAGCCCAGCGCCAUGGCGUUCUGGUUCUUUCCGAGUUUGCAGGCGCCGCGUCGUUUCUGAAGGAGGGCAGUAUCACGUUCCACCCCGCCAAUAUCCCUGAGAUGUCUGAUUCCAUCGAAGAAGCCGUGACCAUGAGCGCCGAGGAUAGGAAACGGCGGUAUGAAGGGUUAAGAGAAUUUAUCGAAACCAACACCAGUGCCAAAUGGGGCGAGGCCUUCAUCGAAAGGCUAUCCGAACGUCUGCAACCCUCCUGACGAUAUUUCCCCGCUUGCACGAGUCAUAAUUUAGCGCCGGUGCCUGUGUCCUUUCUGCUGUUAAUAAUACUAGUCCGUUAUCAUUUGCCACCUACCCCUCAAGACCCUGAAAUUAGACCAUGAAAACAGUUGAUUAAGCU